Vicugna pacos (alpaca) is the source of this 1964-nucleotide messenger RNA. RefSeq names its product cyclic GMP-AMP synthase (gene CGAS). Gene Ontology annotation, cellular component: site of double-strand break; cytosol; nucleus. The record is from RefSeq and is a predicted model, not a curated record. Gene Ontology annotation, molecular function: chromatin binding; 2',3'-cyclic GMP-AMP synthase activity; double-stranded DNA binding. NCBI's taxonomy places the organism in Eukaryota, Metazoa, Chordata, Mammalia, Artiodactyla, Camelidae. Gene Ontology annotation, biological process: negative regulation of double-strand break repair via homologous recombination; positive regulation of defense response to virus by host; positive regulation of type I interferon production.
CCGAACCCCGGUCCUGGGCUGAGGGAGACGGCGCCCGGCGCCUGGAAGCUCCGGGCCGUGCUGGAGCAGCUGAGGCUGAGCCGCCGGGAGAUCUCGGCGGCGGUGGAGGUGGUGAACCGGGUGGUGGACCACCUGCUGCGGAAACUGCAGCAGGGAUGCGAGUCCGAGUUCAGGGGCGUGGGGCUGCUGCGCACCGGGAGCUACUACGAGCGCGUGAAGGUUUCUGCUCCUAAUGAAUUUGAUGUUAUGUUCAAACUGGAGGUCCCCAGAAUUGAGCUACAAGAAUAUGCCAACAGUGGUACUCACUACUUUGUGAAGUUCAAAAGAAAUCCCAAAGGAAAUCCUCUGAAUCAGUUUUUAGAAGGGGAAAUACUAUCAGCUUCUAAGAUGCUGUCCAAGUUUAGGGCAAUCAUUAAGGAAGAAAUUAAAAAUAUUGAAGCAGACACAGAUGUCAUUGUGGAGAGGAAGAAAAAAGGGAGCCCAGCUGUGACACUUCUGAUGAGAAAACCUAUGGAAAUAUCUGUGGAUAUAACCCUGGCUCUGGAGUCCAAAGGCAGCUGGCCCGCCAGCACCCUCAACGGCCUGCCCAUCAAUAGGUGGCUUGGAGUAAAAGUCAGGAACGAUAUGAGACGAAGGCCUUUUUACCUGGUCCCCAAGCAUGCCAGGGAAGGAAGUGGGUUUCAAGAAGAGACGUGGAGGUUGUCCUUCUCUCACGUUGAAAAGGACCUUUUGAAAAACCAUGGGCAAGCUAAAACAUGCUGUGAAACUGAUGGAGUGAAAUGUUGCAGGAAAGACUGUUUGAAGCUAAUGAAAUAUCUUUUAGAACAACUGAAGAAGAAGUUUGGAAAGCGAAAGGAGCUGACGAAGUUCUGUUCUUACCACGUGAAAACCGCCUUCUUUCACGUCUGUACCCAGGACCCGUAUGACAGUCAGUGGCUCUCUAGGGACCUGGAGCUCUGCUUUGAUAAAUGCGUGACAUACUUUCUUCAGUGCCUCAGGACAGAACAGCUUCAGCACUAUUUCAUUCCCACAGUCAAUCUGUUCACUCCAGACCAAAUUGACAAAGCAAGUAAAGAAUUUCUAUCAAAGCAAAUUGAAGAUCAGAGAAACAAUGGAUUUCCAGUUUUUGGUGCAUUUUGAAAUUAUAUUUUUUAACAGAAUCAAGAAUCAGAGUGCCUUUACAGUAACUGAAGUGUUUGGAAUGUGUCACAGCAAUGACUGAUUAAAAUGAAUGUAAAUCAUUAUUUAUUCAGCUCUCAGUUUGUCUCGGUAAAUGCUAAUUAACAUAAAAGGGUAGAUUAUCCUAGGAAAGAGAUUAGUCAAGGAAUAAGACGCAGAAGGAGUGUUGAACCAGGAAAGCUUUACCAGUGGAAUGAGAAGGACAGAAUUCCCAUCACCCUGGUUAACUCCAUCAGGCCCCUGCUGCACACUCCGCAUGCGGCGCUAAUGCAUGGAAGCUGGCGAGAGCAUCUUAGGAAGGACCGCUGCCUCCUUACUGUUGGUUUUGUUCAGCGCACAAAUAUAUUUAGAAGCCAUGUCCUGUCCUUCUUAAGAAGAAAAUGAAAAAAAAAAAAAACAGGUUCUGCAAGUCUCAGGAAAUUCAUAACCUUUUACAGGAAGGCACAGGACACUUAACUACACGUGGCUAAAUACAAAACAACUUAUUUCAUUUUCAGUACUACCUUCCAUGUGUAUUUCUGAAAAGGUAAUACGUACCCAUGGUACAAAACUCAAAAGGGUGUGGCAUGAAAUGUCGCCCUCUCUUCUUUGCGCUCAGGCAGGGUUCACCUAGAGGCACCUGCUGUUAACGUUUUCCCUUUCAUGUAUUUUGCACAUUUUCUUAUCGGUUAUUUUAUUGUUUUCUUGUCAUUUUAUUUUAUCAUUUUCAUAUAACAACUUCUACUGUGUGGAUUGUCUAUAUCUUUCUUUUUGUAAAUUUUCUUAAUUAAAGUAUAGUCCGUUUA